AUGUCCGAUCAGAGCACCGAGAAUACGGUGGCAACUCAUCCGAGCCUCCCUAGCCUGGAUUUCGGCGAAAUCGAUAUCACUCCACCAAGCUUAAGACGUCAAUCUCGGCCUCAGAGCAAACCGAUAGGUCACGAGUUUGAAUCGAUACCGCAACUUCCUUCCUCAUUCAGCGAUGCAUCUUCUCUUCUAGAUUCCAGUAGUCGUACAUCGGAUAUAGCUAUCAAAUCGAUCUCAUCGCGAUCCCAAGCAAAAAUCCAUGAUGUUCGCCAGUGUUUGAUGGAGUAUUAUGUUGACUGGAAGUGGGAAUUCUUUGCAAGCGUUAUCGUUAUUGCUUGUCCAUGCAUCAUUGUUGCGACACUAUACCCAAAUGCCGGAAAGCCUUUACCAGAGUGGCCGUUCCAAAUAUCAAUCAACACACUUCCAUCUAUCUAUGGUCUUGUGUUCAAAACGUGUCUGACUUUUAUUGUCGCUUCGUGCAUUGGACAACUUCAGUGGUUUUGGUUUUCUUCCCGUCGUCCACUUUACGACAUCGUUUGUUAUGAUAGAGCUACUCGUGGACCAUGGGGCUCCAUCCAGUUAUUGUUCUCUGGGCAUAUUCGGAAUCCACUGACUGGACUUGGUGCCAUGAUAUUGAUAGCUGCGGUCGCUAUUGAUCCUUUGAUUCAGCAACUGGUUUUGCCAUACGAUUGCGAGGUAGCAACACCAAAUAUUGAGGCGACUUUGCCCAGAACCUUUCAGUUUGACAAGAUACACAGCAAAAUGACGGACCCUACUUCCGGAUUACCAAUUAAAUCUGCAAUAUACGCCCCAGAAGACUGGAUGACCUGGCAAUGUACAACAGGAAACUGCACAUUUUCAGACACAUAUGGAACACUGGCAUACUGCAGCAGCUGUGAAGAGAUAUCGGAUAAACUCAUCUUCGAGACUACCUGUUAUGAUGGAAAUGCCAAAACUAAUGUUACUUCCGAAACAGAAUAUUGUGACGGAGUUUUAGACUCUAUCACAACAACCAAAUUCUCAUAG
Molecule: messenger RNA, 1023 nt
Organism: Botrytis deweyae
Lineage: Eukaryota; Fungi; Ascomycota; Leotiomycetes; Helotiales; Sclerotiniaceae
Exons: 1
Coding region: 1-1023 (340 amino acids)
Source: RefSeq, a predicted model, not a curated record